CGAGGCCGGAACUUGUGCGCCGCUCGCGUUUCCGGGGUUGCGGAGGCGCUGCACCGCCCGGAAGUACCGGCUCGGCCAUGGCGGCGCGCUGGGCGCUCUGCAGCCUGGCGGCGGCGCGCGGCACCAGCUGCAAGUUUGCUUCAACGAUGCCUGUUCCUCCGUUGUCUUCUGCCAAGAUUGUUCAGAUGCGCAAUGAACUCUUUAACAAAGAGAAAGAGAGACAGUUGGCUCUGUAUCCACGAAUUGAGAAGAUUGAAGUAAAAUGUGUUGGAAACUCUCACACUGGCACUUUGUUUGUAAUGAACAAGGGUUUGUCCACACCAUACAAUUGUGCUAUGCACUUAAGUGAAUGGUAUUGCAAAAAAUCACUAUUGGCACUUGUGGAUGGAGAGGUCUGGGACAUGUAUCGGCCCUUAACCAAAUCAUGUGAAAUUCAAUUUCUUACUUUCAAAGAUGAAAAUCCGGAAGAAGUGAAUAAGGCCUAUUGGCGCUCCUGUGCCAUGAUCAUGGCAUGUGUGCUAAAGCAGGCAUUCAAAGAUGAAUACUCAGUGAGUCUGGUCAGAGCUCCAGAAGUGCCAGUGAUUUCUGGAGCUUUCUGCUAUGAUGUAGUUCUGGACAGUGCACUUGAUGAUUGGAAGCCAGCAGAGGAUUCCUUCCAUACUUUUACACAAGAAGCAUGCAAGCUAAUUUACAAAGAUCUGCCAUUUGAAAUGCUGGAAGUUGAAGCAAAAGUGGCAUUAGAAAUGUUUCGGCAUAACAGGUACAAAGUGGAGAUAAUAGAACAGAAAGCUUCACAAAGCCCUGAAGGAACAGUAAAGUUACAUAGGUUUGGUGACUUCGUAGAUGUUACUGAAGGCCCACACAUACCAAGGACAAGCUUUUGUUUGCAGUAUCAAGUGACAGCAGCCCACAAUCUUCAGGCCAGCCAAUCUGGAUUGAUACGACGGUUCCAGGGUGUUUCCUUGCCAGUACAUUUAAGGGCUCAUCACACUAUAUGGAACAGGUUGCUAGAGAGGUCUCGGAGACUGGUCACUGAAGAGGGAAGUCUGCAAGCAAAGGAUGCAGAUGAAGAAGCAAAAAUGCAGUAGUUUAAUAUCUUUUUAGUUGUCCAUUUGUAAAUUAAAAUGUUUUUGGCGCUGCUUAUAUGUGUUGUGUAUGCUGAUGUCCUUGAUACCUCAGUUGACUUCAUUGGAAUUAAAUCAGAGAUUAAUAUGAUUUUCAGUAUUUCAGAUCUCAA
Gavialis gangeticus (Gharial) is the source of this 1237-nucleotide messenger RNA. RefSeq names its product mitochondrial ribosomal protein L39 (gene MRPL39). The record is from RefSeq and is a predicted model, not a curated record. Gene Ontology annotation, molecular function: RNA binding; nucleotide binding. Lineage: Eukaryota; Metazoa; Chordata; Crocodylia; Gavialidae. Bases 78 to 1088 code for a protein of 336 amino acids. The transcript has 10 exons. Gene Ontology annotation, cellular component: mitochondrion.